AUGAGAAACGUUUAUGUUCAAUCAAAAUCCAGCACAUGGGAAGAAGAUAACCAUGACAACAGCUGCUACUUCCCCGAUUGCAAGAAAGAUGCCAAUUGCAACUGCGAAAUGUGUUUGGCCAGCAUCAAUGCCACCCUCGAUCUCAUGCCCACCAGCGUCCACAAAAGCACCCUCACCAAGCUCUCUGCUUCCAAACCCAACAACAAUGUUCUCUGCACCCCUAUCUCCUUCGAUGCCUCCGUUCUGUCCACUCCCGAAUCCAGUUCUUUUCAGCUCUCAUCAUCCACUCCUCUCUCCAAAUCCAGUUCCAGAUCAGACUCCAACCACGAAAUGGAAAAGCACAACAUGGGACGGCAAGCCUCUGCUUUCAGUUUCUUGAGGUUUCUUCUCAUUUUUGGACUCUUUUUAUCUGCGGACCUAGUUUUCCCCUCGGUGAUGUCUGGGGCUUUCAAGCCUGCUUUGUCGCCGGAUGUGGUCAAAAGGGUCGGUGAGAAAUGUAGCCGAGUGCGUGAUUUGAAUGGAAAGUUGAGGCUUUUGCACAAAGAGUUGGCAAGUGUUGUUGUUGGGCAAGUUUCAAAUUGCAGCUGCACUGAUACCUCAUGGGAAAUCAGCCAGGUAUUUAUUACUCUAAAGCUUCUUGAUUCUGUUUUUGUUGAUUCUAUGGAUGGUCUGCUAUUGAAUUCAAGGUGCACGUUGUACAAAUCUGCAAUAGAAGAGGUAACAAUCUGGGGAUGGCCUUUGCAAACAGCAGGAUUGCUCACCAACGGGUUCUCUACUCGAACAUUCACUCUCCUAUCAGGAAGAGUCACUCAGUGGAAUGAAGGACAGGUAGGGUAUUUGAUACGGAAGGCCAAUGCUUCAUGGGUUCAACCAAAAUGGGGUGCUUCAGUAGUGCAAUUAGACUCCAACACCUGGGUCCUUGAAUAUCAAAGGAGGUCUAUUUUUGAUGGUACAAGGUUGUCUUCUGCAGCAUUGGAGUUCCUCAAGUUUAGGAUUUCAAAAAUUGUUGGGAGACUGAAGAAAGAUUUCUGGCUGUCUGUCGCUUUUGAAGAUAACCGCUUCAAUGGAUUCACUGCAAACAAUGGGCUUAACAAACUAGCAAAAUAUGAGAUGAAAUCACCCCAUAGAAGUAAAUAUGGCCCAAAUGUUGAAAAUCAACCUAGGCUCAGUAAAAGGAUGACUACUCGAGAGCAAAAUAUUCUUCUCUCUUUCAAAUCUAAACUUGUCAGUGAUUCACUUGCUGCAGGUGCCGUUUUGGAGAAUAUUCGUCUUCUACAAUUAGAAAUGUGGAAUGGGUGCAUAUCCAUGGAUGGGUAG
Molecule: messenger RNA, 1317 nt
Organism: Sphenostylis stenocarpa
Lineage: Eukaryota; Viridiplantae; Streptophyta; Magnoliopsida; Fabales; Fabaceae
Source: the annotation of a GenBank genome assembly